Messenger RNA from Strongylocentrotus purpuratus (purple sea urchin), 1822 nucleotides. RefSeq lists its product as uncharacterized. Bases 74 to 451 code for a protein of 125 amino acids. Lineage: Eukaryota; Metazoa; Echinodermata; Echinoidea; Camarodonta; Strongylocentrotidae. The transcript is spliced from 5 exons. The record is from RefSeq and is a predicted model, not a curated record.
UGCAAUAGUUCAUCAGAGAGGAGGUGCUCAAACUAUCAAUGCCUCUGGAAGGUCAAAGGUCAAAGGCUCCACAAUGACUGGACCGGUGACAAAUGUGAACAUCCACAAUCAUCCAGCUGAGGCAUCUACUAGUCAAAGGCAAGGUAGAAAAAGGAAGGCUGCUGGAUCCUCUGGUGGCAAGAAAAGGGCGAAAAUGGGCGCUGCACCGUCGGGUAGUCGUCCAAAAAGAAAGCGCAAACCUGCAACAGUUCGUCAGAGUGGAGGUGAUCAAACUAUCAAUGCCUCUGGAAGGUCAAGGGUCGAAGGCUCCACAAUGACUGGACCGGUGACAAAUAUGACGACGCACAAUCAUCCAGCUGAGGCAUCUACUAGUCAAAGGCAAGGUAGAAAAAGGAAGGCUGCUGGAUCCUCUAGUGGCAAGAAAAGGGCGAAAAUGGGCGGUAAACGAUAAUUUAUUUGUCUUGACUAUUACAAAUAUUCAUCGGUUCUAGUGCAGAGUGGUGUUUACUGUUGUACUAGGUUAAUAUAAUCUUGUAAAUAUUUUGUAAUGCUUAACGAAUAUUCUUUUUUAAAUGAUUUUGAUUUAAAACUUGUAUAAAGUAGGUAAAUAAAUAAGUUCGUCAACAAAAUGCUCUGAAAUUUGUUGCAAACGUGCAUAGUUAUUAAGUAGAAUGUAUUUGAUGCAAGAAAAUGUAAAGAUGGAAACGAAAUUUAAUUUGUUUUUCUUCUGAAAAUGGUUAAUAUCCCGGAAAUGUAUCAAGCUCGCAUGUUAUUUUGUAAAAUAUUAAAUUAGGAGCAUUCGAUAUUGAAAUCUAGUCUAUCGUUUAAAGUAAUCUCAUUGGGGUUCUUUUCAUGUAAAAAGUCGAUUAAAUUAUUGUAUAAGAUUGUAAAUUAAAAUAAUUCUAAUGCUAUAUGCUAAUAUGUUAGUAAGGUGUUACACUGAAAAAACAUCUAACAAAAAUAUUGAUAUGAAUUGAAAAUUAUCUGAAAACAAAAUACGAUAUUUUUAAGGUUUUAUAUCAUGACAAGCAAACAUUACGAUGUCCCUUCCCCGAGUUAGUAGCUGAAUCUGUUUUUAUUUAAAACUUUUAACCUUCAACCUUAUCAAACAUGCAUAAACCUCAGUAAUAAACAUAACAGUCUUUCAUUUUUGAAACAUUUAUAUGCCAACUUAAUAAUUCAUGAGGUACUAUUUUUCUAUGUCGUUCUAUUAUCUUAUUUGCCAUUCCUUGUAGUACUAGUCAUUUUUUAAUCAUAUGUCAUGAUUUUUAUAAUAAAAUAGAUCAGUGAUCGCAAUGGCUGCGUAAAUUUUACAAUUCCAUUCUAUAUUUAGAUAUUUUACCCAUUUAUUCUUUCUUUUUUAUAUUUUGAAUACACGUCAUAAACGAGAAAAUGACAUGGUUACAUAUCCCACAAUCACUAUAUUUUCCAGUAAAUAUAAUGUGUCGUUCAGGGGCGGAUCCAGCCGGCUGCAGGGGAGGGGCCAUAUAGAGGGCCCAAUUCAUGAGAAAAUGUAUAAUGGCGAAUAAGCGGGGAUGGGGGAGGAGCACUAUUUUUUCUUCUCCUAAAUUACGAGGAAGUAUUUAACGCCGAAUCAGCCAGCCGGUUGGUUUAAUUUCGAAUAAAAUUGAUUUGUAAACCUUUUUAGUAAUGAAUUGACGAAUAAAUAUUUGUUUACUUUAUUUAGUUUUACCUCUAUAAUAAGAUGGAGAUCUACUAAGAUAUGUGGAGAAUUAAAAGAAGGGAUCUUAACGAAGGUAUGCUAUCUUUUAUUGGUAAUCUGGGAGUGAAAGGAAAAGACAGAGAGAGGGAUUUUCGUUCG